Messenger RNA from Malassezia japonica, 4746 nucleotides. RefSeq lists its product as uncharacterized. Bases 1 to 4746 code for a protein of 1581 amino acids. The transcript is spliced from 2 exons. NCBI's taxonomy places the organism in Eukaryota, Fungi, Basidiomycota, Malasseziomycetes, Malasseziales, Malasseziaceae. Gene Ontology annotation, cellular component: Cul8-RING ubiquitin ligase complex; nucleus. Gene Ontology annotation, biological process: replication fork processing; double-strand break repair via homologous recombination. The record is from RefSeq and is a predicted model, not a curated record.
AUGGACAAUGCGCGGCGCGCGGCGGGCGCUCCGCGCGUAGUCGCCACGUCGGACGACGAGGAGGCCGUGGGCGUCGUGAGUGAGGACGAGGUGCAGGCGAGCCGAAAGCGGCUGCACCGCUGGGGAACGCGCGCACGGAAACGGGGGAGAAGAGAGGCGCCAGGCGCGUCGCAAGGGUCGCUGGACACGUCAAAGGUGCCUCAGGACGCGUCGCAGGCGUCGCAGGUGUCGCAAGUGGCGCACGCACCGGCCACACCAGCGCCUCGUCCACCGCCCGCGACGCCGCCUGCCCUUGACCCUUUGCCGGCCCUCUCUCCUGGCCCAACGCACUACCCAUUGGAGCAACACACGUCACCACCGUCUGCAUCGAAUACCGCGCAGUCUACCGAUACCCCGUCUACAGGACCAUCGCGCCACGCGUCAAGCGGCCCGCUCCGUCCUACGCUUCCAGACACGCGUUCUCCUCCGCGCCGCAACCUGCGCCGGCGAAAGCUCGCACAGAUCCGGCCGUACACGGUCGAAGCGCUCCAGUACCGCCGCGAGCUCUAUCAAAACGACUGGCAAGAUGCCGUCGUGUCGCAGCGGGAAUGGCAGCGGCAUGCACUGCUCCGUGCCGAACUCCCAGAGACGCAGUCCAGUGCACCGGACGUUGCGUCGGAGGGCGAGCGCGAACGGUCGCCAUCGCUCACGGCCUCGCCACGCGUGCGACGCCCAUCGCCUCGGCGGCGCCCGACACCUACGUCGUCGCCCGAGCCCGAAGCGCCGCCCCGACGCGUACCGCCCCGCUCGCCGUCGCCUGCAUCGGAAGAUAGCACCGAUUACGAGCGCCGCUUCCGCGUAUUGAAGCGCAUGAUGCCGGCACACAUGGCGCGUGCGUGUAUUGACGAUCUACGCGCCAUGCGCCAUGGCCAUGCCGCUCCGUCCGAAAGCGAAAGCUCCGAAGACGAGCGCCCGGCACCGUCCAACUCGCCUCUGCGCCCUGGCGAGUCGCGGCGUAGGCGGGGCGCACAUAUUGACGCACAUGCACCUCUACUGAGCGACGUCGAGUCCAGUUCGGAUGGCUCAGAAGAAGAGCGUGCGCCGAGCCCAGUCCUGGAAAAUACGGAUGUACGCUGGUGGUGCCGGUCGCCACGCGCACGGUCGCCGCCGGCGCACGAAGAAGAUGCAGUGGACCGUAUGCUGGCACGCACAAGCGGCGCACGCGGAUUCGGGCAGCGCACUAACAAGAAAAAAGGCAGCGGCCGCGCCAAGAAAGCGUCAACCGAAUGGCUCUGGGGCAAUCCCAGUGGAAAAAAAGUACGGAGCGCACACGGCACGCCGAGAGCCGGCGCGCUAGGGACGCCUGGCGCACACGGCGCACGGCACGCACCGGAAUGGGCGCCGCGGAAUGGCUCGGCGCCGCGUCCGCCGAACACGCAGCAGCCAUCAAGCACGCCUCGGCCGUCGAGUACGCAGCGGCCGUCGAGUGUCCCUCGUCUGGGUGCCGGACCGCCCGGCGCUCUGCCCGACAGCGGCGCAGCGAGCUCGGACGACGAGCGUACCUCUGUCUUUUUGCUUCCCGGCCAGCCCGACCGGUUCCUCGGCGUGCCGACAACGCGUGGGGACUUGCGUGCGUUUGCGCGCCUUCCGUACACGCCAGGAGCGACACGGAACCUGCCUGGCGACGACGAGAUGCUCAUGCGCGUGCCGCUCGACACGCUGAGCACCCGUCCCAAGAGUGUGCCGCGCCAUGAGCUGACGGCGGCGCCAAGCAAAGGCGCGGUCCCUGCUACCCCCGCGCCUGCGCUCCCUGCCCUUCCGACUGCGUGGCAGCACGCGAUCCUCGAUACCCCCGAGCUGCAGACAGAGCUGCAAGAUCUCUUAUCGUUUGACCAGCUCGCCAAUGUGUCGCUCGACUUUGGCCUGCAUCCCCCGCCCCCAGGCGUCCGCUUUGCACCGCAUACCAACCUGGCGAAAGGCAAGCUGCAUGCGUUGCUGCGUGCGCGUGAGCGCGACGUGCGCCACGACGAGGCGCCGGUGUGCCACGUCUUUGGGCACACGCUGCGUGGAUGGCUCGGCAUGGCGGAGCUCGAGCAGGUCCUGCCUGCGCUUCUUGACCAAGCAUGGGAGGCGAUGGAAGAGGGCAGUAUACGUCCCCUCCGUGACCUCCUCGCUUUCUUGGGCGAGUGGAUCAGUUGGCAGAGCGCGCAGGCCGCGUCGAUCGACCUUGUGGACCUCGAUGGCCUUGCGCCCGACACGCCGAGUCCCGACCUGGCGUCGAUGGCCGCGCGCCUCUUUGCACUCGUAUAUACCCUGCUGGAGCGAGCGCCGAGCGAUGCGCGUGCACUACGUCUUGCGCUCCUCUGGUUCCGCGUGGAAGUCGUAUGGCGUACACACAAUGCCUGCGCAGCGUCUGACGUCGAUGUGCUCGAAGCCGCGCAGCCCCUUGUCGUCCAUCUCCUUGCCGACGGUGUGCACCGCUGCAUGAGCAAGCUGCGAGACGAGACGGUGGACGACGACGCGGCCGAGCUAUGGAUUUCGCUCAUGCACCUCUUGCACACGCUUGACACGCCUGACCGACCGCCUGCCUUUUACGACGUGCUCGAGGCGGCGCUCGACGACUGGCACGAAAGCGCGCCUGCGUCGCACAUUGUAUGGAGCGAGCGCGUGUGGUACGUGGUGCUGGCGAUGCAUAGCCUCGCCCACUUUGGCGCAGCGGCUGGCGUGGCACGGACGACGCCUGUCAUGAGCCCCACCUGGACGCUUGUGCAGCGUGCGCUAGCGCUCCGCCUGCGCUUUAGUGCCCCCGUCGAGUGUGCGGCGCCCCGCGCGCUGCUGCGCCGCCGUGACGCGUACAUCCGCAUCGUCGUAUGCCGCUGCCUCUUGCUGCACGAGCAGUAUGACUUUUCGCUCGUGGAUGCAGAGAGCGUACUCGGCCGCCUCUUUGACGUGUUUGAUCAGCACCGCCUUGCGGAUCUGCCGAGCGAGUCGGACCACGACUUUGCGCCGUUCCUGCGCCGCUACGAUAUCGGGCGCCUGUUGCAUGGGCCCCCGGAUGCCAAUGCGUACCACGUCUUCUUGCAGCUUCUCGGACGCGCCGGCGCGGCGCUCGCCGAGCGCGACGCACUCCAAGGGACACACCGAGCCGCGCGCCUAUUCUCACGCAUGACGCCUGUGCGUGUCAUGCCGUUCACCGAGGCGAAUGUGCCGAUGUCGGCAGAGCGUGCGAUGCUCUUUAAUCACUACUCGAUCGUGAUGCUCUUCCUCUACUUUGUCCCGAGCUCGGCGGUCCAGCGUCUGCGGCAGAUCCGCAGCUUCCUUGCGUUUGCCGGCGCGGACAAAGUGAGCCAAGUGACGUGCGUCCGCGCGAUGGUGUACUGCGGCACGCUCUUUCGGCACCAUGGCCUUGGUCUCGCGCCGGUGGUUGCGUGGUUCGUCGACGUAUGCCGUGCUGCAGCGGCAGAAGUGCGCGCCGCGCCGCUCGUCGAUGCCCCCUUUGCCGAGCGUCGGCAGGCACAUGCUCAAAAAGAGGCGGCACGCAUUCUUCUCGGUGUCGUGCGUGGUGUACAGCAUGUCGUGCAGCAUGCGUCGCUGGCCAAGCAGGCACCGGUCUACCCACCCCCCGAGCUGCUGCACGCCGCGUGGACCGACGAACUGCUGCAGACCAUUGCCGAUCCGUCCAUCGAGGCCGAGGUCGUGCAAGGCAUCCGCCUCUUUGUGCAGCAGCGUGCCGACGUACGCCCGAAAGAGGACGACGAGUUCGACGACGCCUUCCUGACCGACCCCGCGCUGGCAGCGCUGCUCGGCGAAGAAGCACCGCCGCCGCCGCCUGCAUGGGACGCAAGUCGCGACCGCCUUGUGGCGGAUGCACUGCAUGCGCGCAUUUCGCCCGCUCUCUUUGCGCGGCUUGCGCAUGCGCCGAGCGAGCGCGAGGUUGGCGGGAGCACGCCGCAUGCCCAGGUCGAGGCGCUGGUCGCGCACGCCGAGGCGGACGAGCGCCGUGCGAAGCUCGUCGAGUGCUGGGCGGCGUGUGCACAGGUCCUUGUGCAGAACGAGCUGCGGUCGUGGCACAGCUAUCUGACGCUCGGCGCCGAGUCGUGGCGUCGGAUUAGCGACGGCGUGCUGAAGCGUGACAUUGCGCUGCAAUUUGCCGUAUGUAUGGCGCGUCUCGAUCCCCGCGCAUUCCGGGAAGAAGCGUACGAAAUCGUCGGCAUUUGGUUCCAGAGCAUUGCGGCGCCCGCAGUAACACUGCAGCCGGUGCUCACUGCGCUGAUUGUCGAGAGCGGCGGGCUGGGUCUCUUUCGUGGCGUUGGCGCCAUUUGGCGGGGCGUCGAGGAUUCGCAGCCGAGUCCGUCGCACCCGAGCGCCGCGCCCCCGCCCAGUGCGACGCCGCAUCUGGGCGCGCCCCCGCCCAGUGCGACGCCGCAUCUGGGCGCGCCCCCGCCCAGUGCGACGCCGCAUCUGGGCACGCCCUUGUCGCUCUCGACGCCAUUACCCCCCCUGCCGCCCAAGACGUUUGCGAUGCGCCGUGCGGCGCUGCUGCGCUGCGUCCUGCACAACCUCAACACGUCGCUGGGCCCAGUGAUCUCGGCGGGCUAUGCGAUCCAGUGCGUCUCGGCGCUGCUCUCGUCGAUGCGCGCGUACGCCAGCACUGAUACCAAGCCGUAUCUACGCACGCUCCUCCCCCACCUCCACGGACUUUCUGCAGUGCUGCAGCGCGGUAUUGCAACCGAGCUGCAUGCGACGUCGGUUGUAUGUAACGAGUAG